Messenger RNA from Lathyrus sativus (Indian pea), 1191 nucleotides. The record is from the annotation of a GenBank genome assembly. Lineage: Eukaryota; Viridiplantae; Streptophyta; Magnoliopsida; Fabales; Fabaceae.
AUGCAUGAAAUGGCUAAGAAGGCAGUGUUGAUAGGGUGCAACUAUUCAGGAACAAAGGCUGAGCUAAAAGGGUGCGUUAACGAUGUAUGGAGGAUGCACAAAUGCCUCACUCAUUAUUAUGGAUUCUUAGACGAGGAUAUCACAAUUCUCAUUGACACAGACAGUUCUUAUACUCAACCUACUGGCAAGAACAUUCGAUCUGCCAUGUCUAGAUUGCUUCGAUCGGCUCAGCCCGGUGACGUGCUAUUCGUUCAUUACAGCGGUCAUGGCACCCGUCUCCCUGCUGAGACCGGAGAUGAAGAUGAUACUACUGGCUAUGAUGAGUGCAUUGUUCCCACAGAUAUGAAUCUCAUCACUGAUGAAGAUUUCAGGGAGUUUGUAGCAAAGGUGCCUAGAGAUUGUAGGAUCACAAUCGUAUCAGAUUCUUGUCACAGUGGUGGAUUGAUUGAAUUAGCAAAGGAGCAAAUAGGAGAGAGCACACAUGAAGGAGAACCAAUUUCAUCUCCAGGCUUCAAGAACUUCCUUCACAAAACUAGGGAGGAUACACUAGAGUCCCGCAAUAUUGAGGAAGGACUCGAUGAAUUUAAUCAUGGGGAACACAGCUAUGUGAAGAAUAGGUCUUUGUCUCUUUCAAGUCUUAUUGACAUACUAAAGGAGAAAACUGGAGAUGAUGAUGUAGAAAUUGGAAAGAUAAGGCCUACACUAUUUUAUAUCUUCGGUGAAGAUGCUAGUCCUAAAGUGAAGAACUUCAUUAAGUAUUUCUGGAACAAAGUUCAACUAGGUGAUGAGAGUGGAGGCCAUGGUGGAAUUUUGGGGCUGGUGAACAAUCUUGCCCAAGGACUUCUCAACUAUAAGCUGAGUGACAGUGAUGAGGAAAACGAAGAUCCUGUCAAGCAUACACCAGAAGCAUAUGCUACAUCAACUAAGCACCACAUUGUCGAGCGUGGAAUUCUACUGAGUGGUUGUCAAACUGACCAAACUUCAGCAGACGCUAGUCCACAUGGGAAUCCUGAUGAAGCUUAUGGGGCAUUUAGCAAUGCCAUACAAGCUAUAAUUGCAGAGACUGGUGGUGUAGUUACAAAUCAACAGCUUGUCCUGAAGGCAAGGAAGAAACUUCAUAGGCAGGGUUACACUCAGAAGCCUGGACUUUAUUGCAGUGACGACCAUGCCAGUGCUCCUUUUGUGUGCUGA